AUGUCCACCCGUAAGAGAAAGCAAGAAGCCGAAGAAGAGGAAGAGCUCCAGGCGCUCCCCAGCGACGAGAGCGAGGAGGAAGAAGAGUAUGAGGACUCUGAAGUAGGCGAGAGUGGUGAGGAGGAGGGAAGUGAAUCGGAGCCUGGCUCUGAAGAAUUGGAGGAAGAGGAAGAGGAAGAAGAAGCCCCUGAAGAAGGCCCGCCUGUCGCCAAGAAACGCAAGACAGCAGCCGCCUCAACUGAAGAAAAAGAAGGUGAGAAAGAGGGAACGGAGAAUGGCAAAGAUGCCGGUGAAAAUGGAGUCGGAGGGGACGAUAAAGAAGAGGUGGAAGAAGAUGAAGGGGAAGAGGAAGCUCCCGAGGAGACGGCCAAAAGCAGUGGUCCUGCUGCCGCUGCGGCCAAAGCCAAGGGUGAGACUGUUCCUAAGGAAUCUGAAGUCGACACUGGGGUUGAAGAGGAAGAUGAGUGA
Molecule: messenger RNA, 468 nt
Organism: Aspergillus alliaceus
Lineage: Eukaryota; Fungi; Ascomycota; Eurotiomycetes; Eurotiales; Aspergillaceae
Exons: 3
Coding region: 1-468 (155 amino acids)
Source: RefSeq, a predicted model, not a curated record